Molecule: messenger RNA, 1773 nt
Organism: Oppiella nova
Lineage: Eukaryota; Metazoa; Arthropoda; Arachnida; Sarcoptiformes; Oppiidae
Source: the annotation of a GenBank genome assembly
AUGUUAUAUUUGAAGACAUUAUCGUUAAAACUUCUAAUAAUAAUCGUUAAUUUAAGUGAAAUAAAGUGUCAAUACUAUGGUCAGGAUGCGAUAGGAAUCCAUAGACAACUGUGCGAUAUUCCGCAGACUCUUCAGGGAGAGUGGUUCUCACGAGAGUUCGGGGAGAAUGUGUUCACUACCAUCACAUCCGACUCGGUGUCCAAUAGAGGACAAUGUCUUCAAAUGCAAAGCACUAAUUACGACAACUUUACGCUUGUCCUGAGACAAGGUGAUUGCUAUCAUUGCGUUCGCCUUAUUAUACGAACCCUUAAUGUUCUCGAGAAGAUUGAAACGACAAAUCCUUCGGGAAAGAACUGUCGAUCCAGUUUGGAGGGCGUCUGGAAAUUUGGGUAUCAAAACAGAUAUAAAUUUACGGGAGAGUGCACUCAUCCCGAGGCAAACAUCACCGCCUGUCAGAUCCCAGGAACACAAUUCUUUAAUGUGAACCAACAGUUUAUAAUGAAUUAUAGAAAGUGCACCGGUAUGCAGGACACAGAGGAUGCUGAGGUGCAAUUUAAAUGCUUAGGGGACUGGUAUGUCGGCAAAAAUCAUUACUUCGCUGUCGUUAACUCGAGAGAAUCUCGAAUUGAGGAGAAAUACCGAUGCUUUUUGGCCAACAGAGACGACGACGUAUUUCUUUCGGUCUCAAUAACCGCUGAAUGCAAUACAUUGCGAUCACCACAAGAGGGUCCCGAAAGACUGCGAUUGUUUCCCGUGAAGACAGAAGUGGUUCCCGCGAAAUGUACAUUACCUCAAAACUUCACUGGCAUUUGGGUGAACACCGCUAACUUUGACGCUGAAGUCUCAAUAAACGCCACUUAUAUGGUUGAGAAGUGGAGGCCCGACACCGGAAGAGUCAAACAAGAGAUCUAUGUCUGUCAGGAAAGACGGGGCACACGCUUUGUGAUGGCAAGACUCGGCAUUAAUGGGUGCCAAAAGGAUUUUGUGUGCUAUGACUUCGUGUCCCGACACCACAACAUAAUCCGUUACCGGAAGGGACAGCCGAUGAUAAUCGAUACGUUCGCCACUGUCUGCGCGUGGAAUAUGUUUGACGACGCGGAGGAAUGGAAGUAUGACCUCUUGAUUGCCAAGAAUCCCAUUUCGACGAAGUGUCCGAUCGCUGGUAAGUUCCGAUUCGAUCAAAGCGGAGACAUUCCCUUUGAAACGAGAAUCAGGGGAGGAGUGACUCAAAUCCCAAGACCUAACGUCUACUGUAAGGAGAAUAUAUCGGACUUUUCUGUCUGUGACGCCGACAAAAAGAUUAUAGAAAUUGAUGCCAACUAUUGUAUAUCUGUUGACCAUUUCGGACGACCCGUUGAUAUAUACAGUGAACCCGACUAUCAGAUGCAAUGCAUUGGCUUUUGGAAAGAGAAUCUCAAAUCAUAUUUAGUAACAUACGAUCCGUUGGACGCGUACAGCAAAUACCGGUGUUGGGUCUAUCAGAGGGCAGAUCUCAAUGUCAUUCUCAUGUCAUUAUCUGUCGGCGCCUUUUGCCAUAUCAGACAAGAUGUGAGGAGUGGCCGAUCGGGAGAGGGGGCACAGAUUGCCUUGCUCAUGGCCGAGUACGAGAGGGAACAUGACGACUGUCCCAUGUAUUUUGAUGACGGAUCCAACCCAUAUAUCGAAGUCUUGGAUCAGGUGACGGUUCUUAAGGCUAUCAGUUCUGCCCAUCGCAUCACACAAAGCACAACCUUUUCAUUCAUUAUAAAGUGUUGCUACGGAUACUUAGGUUAA